AUGAUUAAAGAAAUCAAAAUUACAUUUUUAGGCAAUUCUGGGGUUGGAAAGAGUAGCAUAGUAAAGCGUUAUUGCUUUGAUUAAUUUGAUUAAAAUAAUCAAUCAAAUUUAGGGGCAGAUUGUGCUCAAAAGGAAAUGGAAUUUUAAAACAAUAAAAUAAAGUUAUAAAUAUGGGAUACAGCUGGAUAAGAGAAAUUCAGAUCUUUGGUUCCUCUGUUUUUAAGAAGUAUUAAUUUAGAAAAUUUAGAUGCUCAUGUGGCAAUCAUUGUUUAUGAUAUAACAUAAAAAUCAUCAUUUACUUAAUUAAAAGAGUGGGUUUCUAGUCUCGAAUAAAUAUGUCCAAAAAAUAAUUGUAAUUUCUCAUCUUAUUCUAGUUUUUGUCCUUGUUGGAAAUAAAUGUGAUUUGAUAGAUUAAGAAGAAGUUACAUAUGAUGAAGCUAAGCAAUAUUCAUAUGUACAAUAAUAAUAUAUUUAGAAUCUUAAAGCACCCCUCCAUUAUACAAGUUGCAAAACGAAUCAAGGGAUUCAAGAACUAUUUCAAAAAAUUGUAGAGGAGUAUUUCAAAUAACAAGAGGAAUUAUAAAACACAGUAUAUUUAAUAAUUAUAUUUGUAGGAAACACAAAGAAAUGAGAAAUAAAAUAGCAAAUUGAAAGUUCAAAAAAAAUACUAUUCUACCUGUUGUUGA
This is a messenger RNA of Paramecium octaurelia, 686 nucleotides long. Lineage: Eukaryota; Ciliophora; Oligohymenophorea; Peniculida; Parameciidae. The record is from the annotation of a GenBank genome assembly.